This is a messenger RNA of Diorhabda sublineata, 2287 nucleotides long. RefSeq lists its product as uncharacterized. The transcript has 3 exons. NCBI's taxonomy places the organism in Eukaryota, Metazoa, Arthropoda, Insecta, Coleoptera, Chrysomelidae. Bases 1196 to 1741 code for a protein of 181 amino acids. The record is from RefSeq and is a predicted model, not a curated record.
AUAUAAUUUGAAUAGACAAGUGCUACUGUUAAACUAAGGUGAAAAUUAAAAUAAUAUAUUGUUAAAGCGCCGUAAAUUUGAAUAAUAUAACAAUUUGUAUAUUUACAGAAAUAACAUAAAAGGAGGGGAAAUAUUAAUCUUCUUUUUUCAACAUGAAAAAUCAACCAACACAGUAGCAUCUUAUAAGACCAUGCCAGUAGCAAUGAGAACUGAAUGAUGAAAGGAAGUUGUAGUGGACUAUUGGAAGAAGAAAAGUGGUUAUUUAUUGACGAAAAUAUUGCAAUGUUAAGAUUAUUUAAAUUAAUUAGACCAAGAAGAUUAAAGUGUAACUAUCAAAGAAGACUGUACUUUCCAAAUUGUACAAAAUUAAAUAUUACAAGAGAACAUUAUUUGGCAAGUAAAAACACAGCUUAUUCACAUUAUAGUACAUUCACCUAUAAACAAAUAGAUGAUAUUACAUUUGAAAAGGUGUGUGAGGAAACAUUAGAAGAUCUAACAGAUUUUUUUGAAGAAUUGGUAGAAUCAAAUGAAAAAUUUCAAUCAGCUGAUGUAUCUUUUAGCAGUGGGAUACUGACAAUAAAUUUAGGACAAUAUGGUACUUAUGUAAUAAACAGACAGUCACCAAACAAACAAAUCUGGUUGAGUUCACCAAAAUCCGGCCCUAAACGAUAUGAUUUUGUACCUGAAGGAAAAUAUUGGUUAUAUAAACAUGAUAUGAAAACUCUACAUGAACUCUUACAAAAUGAAUUUUCAACUAUAUUAGGAGAAAAAGUAGAUAUGUCUAAUUGCUGUUAUUAUAAAAGUAAUUAAUGUAUUGUAAAUCAAAAUAAUUGAUAUUUUUGACAUAUGUUAAAGUCUUCUUCUUCUUAUAAAGUUACUAUACAAAUGUGAAAUAUACCGAACUUAUUAAUGACUAUUACUAUCUUAUUUUUUAAUUUAGAUACAUAAAGUGCAUUUCUUGAAAUGUAUUUUUCCUAAUACAUGAGCAGUAAAUGUAAAUUUGUGACAAAAAAUAAAUGGUGGAUGAAGACUAAAUAGUCGAGGCAAUAUAUUGAAAAACAAAUUAUUUGUCAAGUAAAUAAAAAAUUGAAUUGAAUCUGUGACCGUUGAAACCAUUUUGAAUUGAUUACAAAAAAUAUAAUUACAAGAAAAUAGGUUUCUGCUGAAUACACACGAAAUACGACGACAUAUCAAAAUGUUUUCUUCACCUGCUGUACAAAUAUAUUUAUCAGAAAAUGCAGAAAAUAACAUUCAGAGGAAGCCCGUCCCCCAUCAACUAACUAGAAAACCUUUUAUUGACCGAUCCGUGAAUGGAAAAUCUUCAGCAGACAAAAUAAUGAAAUCAAAUAAUACCAUGAAUAAAGAUGUAUUUAAACAGAAAGUAUCACCUAAAGCUUCCCUGUCUCAAGUUUCUCCAAAAGAAGAUUUGAAUGGAGAAGACUUUAUGUUUUCUGGUAAAGAUGUGGAUGAUUUGUAUGAUGAUGUAUGGCCACCAUUACAUCUUGGAAAAGAAGGAAUCAUAAAGAUUUUGCGAGAUUAUUCAUUUCCAAAAAACUCACCUCCUCCCUCUGUCAAUUCUGAUUUUGAUUAUUUAGAAAUGGAACCAGUCAUAGAUUCUGAUUUUCUUGAAUUGGUACCAAAUAAUAUGUUUACUAUAGAUGUGCCAAUGUUGUUGGAUGAGAGUUUUGAAGUAGAAUUGCCUCAAAUGCAGAGUUUUGAGGACUUUGAUACAUCUUAUUGAAUAGUUUCAGAAAUGUUAGUUUUGCUUUGUGACUGAAAAACUGUUUUGAGUUUUAAUUUUCUAUGAGACAUAAAAAUUGGUUUGGUAAUAUAUCUUUUUGUAGAGUUAACAUUUUAAAAAUUUUUCGAUUACCCAUUUUAAUCAGAAUAAUCCUAUACUUAGAAAAAAAUUAUUUGUUUUUGAUUGUAAUUCUAUAAAAAAAUGUACACAAAAGUUGAAACAUUGAAUAUCAUUAUUUAAAGUACUACAACUCAAGAUUGAUUUCCUAAAAACGGUACCAAACAGAUGGAGUUUUGGGAAUUCAUAAUUCAAAAUAAAAUUUUUGAAAAGACUAUUACUUAUAGGUUAACUUCUGGUUUGAGUAGCAAUGUUUUAUACCAAAUUAAUCCAGUUAACAUAAUGUCAUUUUUAUUUGAUGGUUAUACCAAAUUUUGUUAAGUCUUAUGAAAAGUGAUUUAUAUUUAAUUAGUAUAGUAGCAAUAUUUCACCAAAAUGGCUAAUUUAAUAUAUAAGGCAUUAAGCUAUUGUCAAUAAAAAAAUUCAAAA